Molecule: messenger RNA, 1617 nt
Organism: Venturia canescens
Lineage: Eukaryota; Metazoa; Arthropoda; Insecta; Hymenoptera; Ichneumonidae
Exons: 2
Coding region: 675-1235 (186 amino acids)
Molecular function (GO): nucleic acid binding; zinc ion binding
Source: RefSeq, a predicted model, not a curated record
GUAUAACACGCGUACGAAAAACUUUUUUGUCCUGGUGUUAUAAUGUACUAUUAUUCAGAAACAGCCAUUUUUUUUGGCUGAAAAAAUUACAGAGUUUUCCAAUAUGUCUGACUAUAUCGCAAAAAAAUCGCCAGAGUGGCACGUAUCGAGGUUCUAGGGUAAAAAAAAUGAAAUCACAUGAAUUAAUUUUUUUAUACCGUUACCUCGAUCCGUACCACUCUGGCGAUUUUUUCGCAAGAUCGUUAACUGAAAGACUUUGUUCAGUAAAAAAAAGACUGGCUUGUUUUGAAUAAAAUAAACUCGGCUCUCUCGGUGAUGAUUGUUCCAAGGUGUGAAGCUUCGUGUACAGAUGAUUUUACGAGAUUUUACGAGUACUUACUCACGAAUCAACCAUUAGUUGCACAUCAGUGAAGCCGACAAGAUUAUUAUUCCUUCUUGCUUAAAAAUGUGUGUGUAUCUUUUCCCUCUUCAAUAAAUCAAGUACUUCUAUAUUUGUGAUCAUACGAGUUUCUCCUUUAAAUAGUAAUUUAACAUAACAACAGGUUAUGGCCCCAGAAGCGCGAAAUUAAAUACAGUUCGUGGCGAUAAUAAGGAAAUUUAAUCGAGUACAAAAUUCACGACGCUUUCUUUUGAGUUUAAGCCAGUCAGUGAGCAACAGUGCAACAAAAGACACAAUGGGUAGCGAGCGCGUGAGAAUAGAAAAACUGAAAGGUGUUGAAAAUUGGGGCAUUUGGAAAUUUCAAGUGAAAAUACACAUCGAAGUCGGGGAAGCUCUAGGUGUCGUAGAUGGAAAUCACGUAAAACCUACAUUGGCCGAAAAUGCAGACGCUGGGGCAAAAUCGGAACAUCAGAAAGAAAUAAAGCAACAGUGGUAUUCUUUCAAUAGAGAUGUAGCCGACGAUAUUGCAGCACAUAUUGCAAAGAUAAAAGAUCUUGCACAUCGAUUAAGUAUACUUGGAGAGCCUGUACCAGACGGAAUGGUAAUUACAAAAAUCUUGAUGACUUUACCGCCUGCUUGGGAAUCAACAAACGAGGAAUGGAGGACUCUAACAAACUUUACUGUGAGACUUACAAUGGAAGAAUUUCGAGUAAAGGCGAGCGAUGAUCAAGGAAACAGCGCUUUUUGGAUGAAGACAAAACAGAAGCAAGUAACGAAAAGAUCACAAGAUGAUCAGAAAAAAGAAAAAAAGGCUGGAAAAUGCUAUCUUUGUGGAAAACGAGGACAUUGGAAGUGAAAUUGUAGAUCGAAUCCAGAUAAUUUGAAAUCUCAAGCAUCUUCAGAACACCGAGGUGCAACUUUCAUGGGAAAAAACAUUAAUGCAACAGACAACACUGAGAAUUGGUUCUUAGACUCAGGAGCGAGUCAGCAUAUGUCGCCAGCACGUGAUCGUUUCGUCAACUACGAAAAAUUGUUUGAGAAUGUACAAUUAAAAGUGAGGAAUGGUGUUUUGAUUCCUGCGAUCGGUAGAGGAGAAAUUAAAAUUGUCUCAUACAACGGGUCAAAGUGGGAGCAAAACUAUCUUAAUAAGAUGGAUCAGUCGGUAUAUCGCAACCGUGAGUGCGAGAGAGCUGCAAAUUUCGAAAUCAAAAUUCUUUGACACAGUAUGACCGAUUAAA